AUGGGUGAGCCGCACAAACCAGCCCCGGUAAAGACAAGUCCGCGUGUCAGUCUAGAGCGGACAUCCAGAACACCAAUGGAGUUGGCUCCGAUAGCCGAGCCUUAGCCACGAACUGAAGCACUCACUUAGAGAUCCUCAGAUUCAUCAAAAACAAUACGACAGAGUAGGUGUUCCACACGGAGCUCUACUUCAAGAUUAAUGGAAUUGGCGGAUGCAGGCAAGAUUACUAUAACAGCUAUAACAGUUAUCAUGGUACCUUUGGAUAG
Messenger RNA from Spirodela intermedia, 266 nucleotides. The record is from the annotation of a GenBank genome assembly. NCBI's taxonomy places the organism in Eukaryota, Viridiplantae, Streptophyta, Magnoliopsida, Alismatales, Araceae.